UGGCGGAAGCGGAGGAGGCCAUGGAGGGGGAGGGGGAGGUAGCGGAGGAGCCCACGAUGCUAUAGAGAAUGACCUAAUGAAACUACUUGAUGAAGCACAACACAAAGGGAAGCCACAGCAAGACAGCAAGUAUGGUAAGGGAAAUAAGUACUCUGGAAGUUUCUCAUACGGUUCAUCAAACCCAGGGAUGAUGGCUCAGUCUCCCGUAUGGGUUCAAACCCCGUAUGGUUACAUGCUGGCUUCGCAGCCUUCAAUGAGCGGUUAUCCUUACAGUAUGCCUUCCCAUGAUGCCACAAGUGGUAGUCCAGCUAAUGCCCUUACCAACCUGAUAGCACAAUAYAUAGCUAAAGCUCAAGCAAAGAAGGCAGCAGCCGCAGCUAAAGUARCACCGAAACCGGGAUUGACACCAGCACAGAUACUUACACUUAUUCAAGCAAUAAAAGCAGCCAAGGCCUCCUCGACAUCACCCGGCACAGCAAACCCAACAACGGACGAAGCAGCGCCAUUGAUUKCAAAGAUUAAAGAAAUUAUAGCAAUUCAUGAAGCAGCCGCUGAAGCUAAGGCAAARGCGUCUGCAGACUCAAGUAGUAUGUCAGUCAAAAGGGAUUUGAAGUCAGUGGAAAAGAUAAAAGCAGCCGAUGUCGCGACAGAGGGAGCAACAGCAACCAAACCUGGCUGGCCUGAAGUCAAAGCGAUACUUGAAUCUUUUGGAAUUCCAAUUGCAACCCCUGCACCUGUAGCUAAAACCGCAGCAAAUCCAUUUUCAGAGUUACUUAAUAAAAUGAGUACUUCCAGUGAUCCCGUCAUGGCAGCAGCUCCAUUCGCAUCUAURUGGCCAUCGAUAUCAAAGGAACUCACGGCGUCUGGUAUUCCCAUCAGUCCAGCGGCGACCAUAACCCCMGAGGGAUGGCUUAAAUUGAAAAGUUCAUUGUUGACACCACUAGCUGGUUCGACUCCAGCCAAACCAUUCUGGGCGUCGUUUAUGGCACCYAAAGCAGACCCACCAGCUUCUGGUCAGCCAUUCUGGAUGCAGUUCAUCAAACCAAAACCCACUGGUAAACCUUCUAAUGGUAAUAAUGUUGUCCCCCCUGGUAGCUUUAUUCCGGUCAAUCCAUCGGCCUUCAUGCCUUCUGGUGGCUUUAUUCCUGCCGGKGGGUCAUUUAUACCAGCACCAAUCAACAACUUACUUCCAUUAAAGGCAGCUUUURUACCUGGUGGUUCGUUCGUGCCUCCUCAAGUUUCAUCAUACUUAUCACAAAUGUCAGACCCUGCGAUGUUCCCUGGAGCAAUGCUACCAUAUAUGGCAGCAAAUAAGGCAGGCUCAUCAGCGGUCGCACCUUGGUCAGCGUACAUGGGUUCACCAGGUGCAUUUCAGUUGCCAACACCAGCACCACCAAAACCAAACCCUUUCUUGGAGUACAUUAAAUCAGCSAAGAAAGACCCCAAGUUAAGUGCUUCUCUACCAUGGUGGACUGCACUGAUUAAAGAACCAGCACCUACUACCACACCAGCUCCUAAUCCUUUCCUGGAAUUCGUUAAACAGUAUAUGAGUAAAACUGGUAUAUCUGUACAGCCUCAACAACCUGAACCAAAGAAAACACCUCCAACAGUCGCCCCCARUACUCCUCCGCCGGCUGUGGUGCCAGCUGACUUAUGGGCUGCGUUCUUAAAGACUUACAAGGGUACYGCAGGGGCUGCUAGUGGUACUAGAUAAUUAGUUUACGGUUAGUUAGGAUCUUUAUUAUYAUAUUGUUGUAUCCAUAUUAAGUCACUGGUGUUCAUUGAUUCAUUUUUAACUCCUAAUUAAGGAUAUUUGAACUGUAACUUGUGAAAAAUUAUCUGAAAGAUGUUGGGUUUUUUUUCUUUUGUUCAUUAUGGCACGGACGGAGACAAGUGCUUGUAUUCUUGCCAAGAAAGCAUAAAAAUGUAUUUGAGUUUAAAAUAUGCGAGAACUGAGAUUUAUGUCGUCGCUUCAUUGUUAUCAAGUCUAUAUUCUUGGUUAACAACAUUAAGAUUUAGUGGUAUAAAGAUACAUUUUUUAAUUUCCUUUUUGGUAGACUGAAAUGAUUAUUUUUCACAGUUUUGAAGUCUGACGCUCUUUGAGUGUCUUGAAGUCUCAAUUCAGACCACGUGACUAUUCUACAAUGACCAAAAAAAACAUGAUCUGAAAUAUGAAUUCAUGGCGCUCGAACCCCAGGUAGUCAUUAAGCUGCUUAGUUUCAAAGAAUUAACUUAUUUAUAUACAAUACAGGAUGCUUAACCUUUUGAUUUUCUUUCUAGAUUGCCAGUCGGCUAUUGCGCAUUUAUAUUGUUAACAUUCAUAUUAGCUUUGCAAUUCUUGGUUGUAGUACAUGUCUUUCAUAUUAAAGCUUUUUAAUAAACUCAAUACCACUGAGUUCAAAA
Molecule: messenger RNA, 2403 nt
Organism: Exaiptasia diaphana
Lineage: Eukaryota; Metazoa; Cnidaria; Anthozoa; Actiniaria; Aiptasiidae
Product: vegetative cell wall protein gp1
Exons: 5
Coding region: 77-1714 (545 amino acids)
Source: RefSeq, a predicted model, not a curated record